Messenger RNA from Gryllus bimaculatus (two-spotted cricket), 5616 nucleotides. The record is from the annotation of a GenBank genome assembly. NCBI's taxonomy places the organism in Eukaryota, Metazoa, Arthropoda, Insecta, Orthoptera, Gryllidae.
UAGCGAGUUGAUGCGCUGGUAGACUGCGCCUGCCACUAGCGACGUCAACUAGCUCCGGCCACCCCACACGAGAUGGGGGCGGCGGACAAUUUCGCGCCUAGCUUCACGCAGAAGCCGCAGCUCCGGCAGGAAGAUGAGGGCAACCGCCUCAUCUUCGAGUGCCAGUUGCUGGCUAGCCCCAAACCUGACAUCACCUGGUUUCGGGGCGACACGCAACUGGCGGAAGACAACCGCACCAACAUGAAGAUCCAAGCCGUCGGGAACAACAAGUUUCUCGUCGUCCUGGAACUCGACGACGUUAUCGAAACCGACGCUGGUCUCUACAAGGUCAAGGCCAAGAAUAAGAUGGGCGAAGUGGCAGCAUCCAUCAAUCUGAAUUUCAGUCCUGUUGAUGAGCCACGAGAAAAGCAGAUCGACGGCAUCGCGCCCACGUUCUCCAAGAAGCCCGCCAUUCGGCAGGAGGAGGAUGGCAAGCGGUUACUGUUCGAGUGCCGCAUCCAGGCCGACCCCCGGCCCACCGUCACUUGGUCCCACAACGGCGCGACGGUACAGGACUCGUCUCGGCACCGGUUGGUGGUUGAGAAAGAUGGUCAUUCGUACUUUGCUACAUUAGAAAUAAAAAAUGUCACUGUUGAAGAUGCUGGCAAAUAUAAAGUGACUGCAAAGAACGAAUUGGGAGAGAGUAAUGCGACCAUUAGUCUCAAUUUCGACAGUUCCUUUCUGGAUAUAGGCGACGAGGCGCCGGUUCCAGAGGACGGCAUCAAACCCACAUUCACAGAACGACCUGUGAUCCGCCAGUCGGACGACGGAAGCAAAGUGACGUUCGAGUGUCGGCUGGUCGGAGAUCCGAAGCCCAGUGUGACAUGGUAUCACGGCAAGCAAGUGCUCAAAGAGAGCAGUCAUUACAAGAUGUACCUGGAGCAGGAUCAGAAGCUUUACUAUCUGGCUCGGCUAGAAAUCAGCAACGUGGAGACUUCAGACGGCGGUGAUUAUCGUGCCAUUGCAAAAAAUAAGCACGGAGAAGGAACGGCAACUAUCAACCUCAACUUUGAGGGAGGCGGCAAACCCAAAAUUCCAGAUGGUAAACCACCUCGUUUUCCAAAGAAGCCCACUAUUCGCCAGGAAGGGGAUGUUCUCAUUAUGGAAUGUAUCUUAGAAGCAAAUCCUGUUCCUGAAAUUACUUGGUAUCAGGGUGCAAAAGUUAUUUCAGAUAGUAACAGAGUACGAAUGUCAAGGAAAGCUACAGGCAAAGAUACUUACCUUCUGACCCUUGAAAUCCAAAAUCCCACCAAAGAGGAUGGUGGCAACUACAGAUGUAACGCCUUCAAUAAUUAUGGCGAGAGCAACGCCAAUAUUGCCCUAAACUUCCAAGGUGGAGAUGAUGCAGCUGGUUAUGCCCCCUCGUUUAUUGAAAAGCCGCGAAUCAUCCCUAAUGAAACUGGUACACUUAUUACAAUGCGAUGUAAAUGUAAAGCUAAACCCAAGCCAGUUGUUACCUGGUAUAGAGGUACUACUGUUGUCAAAGAAACAGCGAAAAUUAAAAUUAAAACGAUCGAUAAAGAAGAAGACACAUACGAACUCACUCUUGAAAUUAAGGAUCCAGCAGGUCCAGAUGGUGGCACAUAUCGUUGUCAUGUCAAGAAUGAAUUUGGUGAAAGUAAUGCUAAUCUAAAUUUGAAUAUUGAAGCUGAGCCAGAACCUGAAGGUGAUGGUCCAACAUUUGUGGAGAAGCCUCGCAUAGUUUCUGAACAAAAUGGAAAACUUGUUAUAAUGGAUUGCAAAGUGAAAGCAAAUCCUAAACCUACAAUUAUUUGGUAUAGAGAUGGACAAAUUGUUAAAGAAUCAUCGAAAAUAUCAAUGAAAAUUGAACAGAAGGAAGAUAUUUAUUACAUUAGACUGGAAUUAAAAGACCCUGGAGCAGAAGAUUCAGGACUCUACAAGUGUAACAUUAAGAAUAAUAUGGGAGAAUUAAAUGCUAACCUAACAUUGAAUAUUGAAAUUGUCCCAGUUAUUCGAGAGAAGCCUAAAGUUAUAAAGUUAGUAAAGAAGAAGACUGUUAUAGUUGAGUGCACAGUACAAUCCAAGUUUGCACCUCAAUGUACUUGGUUUAAAGAGAAAACUGCUGUUAGGGAAGAUUCACGACACAUGGUGAAAGUGGAACAAGUCAGAGACGGCGAGUUUGCUGUGAAAUUAGAAAUUGAGCAAGUCACUACAACGGAUAAAGGUACAUAUAAACUGGUGGCAAAGAAUGAAAAAGGUGAGGCAACCUCUCAAACUGUGGAAAUCACUGAAAUUCCUGAAGAAGAAAAGGGCAAGAAACCUGAAUUUGCUCGUGGUCUCCAGUCUGUGUCGAUAGAGGAAGGAAAGUCAUUUGAACUUAUUGCCAAGUUAGUGGAAAUUGAUCGCACAGUGAAAGUUACAUGGUACAGAAAUUCCCAAAUAGUUCGUGAGAGUUCAGAAGUAUCUACUUCAUUUGAUGGUACCACCAUUCGUCUCUCUGUUUCUUCAGCAAAGACAGAAUUUUCAGGAUCUUACAGAGUAAUUGUCAGUAAUGAAUAUGGAAAGGAUGAAUCAUCAGCUGAAGUGAAGGUCACAGAAAAGAAGAAAGUGGAAGAAAAGAAAAAGAAAGAGGAAAAGAAAGAAGAAAAGAAAGAAGAGAAAAAGGAAGAGAAGAAGGAGGAAAAGAAAGUAGAGGAGAAGAAAGUCGAAAAGAAGGUGGAAAAGAAAGAAGAAAUAAUAGAAAAGAAGGCUGAAAAGAAGGUAGAAGAAAAGAAACCUGUUCCAGAGAAGGAUGAGUCAAGUGAAUAUGAAGAGGAGGAAAGUGGAGAGGACUGGGACUCACAGGAGGAGGUCAUAGAAAGAAAAAUUUCACCAAAUACACAGGCUCCAGGGCUAAAGCCUAAAGAGCCUGAAAAGAAAGUGGAACCUAAGAAGAAGGAAGAGCCUAAAGAGAAAGUGAAUGAUGUUGGAGUAAAAAUUAUUGAAGAGAAGAAAGAGAAAGUGGAAACUCUUCAGAAAAAGAAACCAGAACAAAAGAAGGGAGAUAUCAUUCUGGAACCUGAAGAGGUGGAGCAGAGAAGUGUACGUGUUGAAAUGAAAUCAGAAGAAGUGUCUCAGACUACUAUACAAGCUGGUAAAAUUACAAAAAAAGCUGUAGAGGUUGUUGAAGAGAAAAAGGAACCAAAGUUCAAAAUAAUUAAGAAGGGUAUUCCAAAGCCAAAAGAAGAUGAAGAAAAGGGCUUUCCAUUUGUGAAGUUGAAGCCUGUAGCACAGAAAGAGAAAGAAAAGGUUGAGAAGGUUCAACUGGAGGAAACACAGGUAAAAGCAGAUCCGCGAGGCGGAACCGGAAAUCCUGAAAAAGACAGAACGGCGUCAAUCACAGGUUCAGGAGGUCAGAACAGAGACACGACGAAAAUCGUCAGUUGUCCAGACAAUGGAAGAGAAGGUAAUCGUUUUCAGAUGUGCAGCUUACGCAGUCCCAUUGCUUUGAAUGAAAUUCCAAAGCUUUUUCAACAUUGUCUGAAGGGGAACAUUCUGCCGGCUAAGCUAUUAAAUUUCGCGAAUAGUUUCGUGGUAAGACAAUUGGUCGUCCGCGAGGAAGGAGAAAAGAAAGUUACUCAAGAAAGAAAACUAUCAACACAAAAGAUGCGUAAAGGAAGUGAUGUUGCGGUACAUAGUAAUCAGGAAAGUGAGGAAGAAGUAGAGACUGUUACUACUACCACUACUACCACUACCACAAAGGCACCGAAGAAUGAGGAACCAGAGAAACCAGCUCCCCUCAAGACAGGAUCUGGUCUGCAACCAAAAGAGAAUGACGUAUCUGAGAGGCGGCCUUCCUUAAAGAAAGUAGAAGUGGCCGAGAAAAAGCCUCAAGAGCCUGAGAAACGGCCUUCACUAAAGGAAGUAAACUUGGGAGACAAAAAGCCUGACGAACUGGACAGAAGGCCUUCUCUUAAGAAAGUUCCAGAGAAAGAUAAGGAUGAGGAACCUGAGAAACGGCCAUCAUUAAAGAAGGUUCCAGAGGCAAAGAAGGAUGAGGAACCAGAGAGACGACCAUCAUUAAAGAAGGUUCCAGAGACAAAAAAGGAUGAGGAACCUGAGAAACGACCAUCAUUAAAGAAGGUUUCAGAGACAAAGAAGGAUGAGGAACCGGAGAAAAGACCAUCAUUAAAAAAGAUUCCAGAGACCAACAAGGUUGAGGAACCUGAUAAACGUCCAUCAUUAAAGAAGGUUCCAGAGACAAACAAGGGCGAGGAAGUUGAAAGGCGACCAUCACUAAAGAAAACUGCAGAGGCAGAUAAGGAGGACACAACAGAGAAAUGGCCCUCUUUAAAGAAAACUCCCGAAACACAAAAGGAUGAGACUCCAGAAAGGCGCCCCUCAUUAAGGAAAGGCUCAGAUUCAGACAAGGGUGAAACUCCAGAAAGAAGGUCAUCAUUGAGAAAAAGUUCAGAUUCAGAGAAGAUUGAAACUACUGAGAAAUGGCCAUCAUUAAAGAAAAUUCCUGAAUCUGAAAAGAAUGAAGAGGUAGAGAGACGCCCAUCACUCAAAAAAGUCCCAGAAACCGACAAGACACCUGACAAAAGACCAUCUCUCAAGAAAGUACCUGAAAUAGAUAAGGAACCCGAAACCCCUAAGAUGGUUGAAGAGAAGCCCGUUUCUCAGGUCCGCCGCUACGACCCCAUGGCCUUCGUCCCCAGCGAUUCGGAGUCCGAGGCGGAAGCGGAAGCGGAGACGGGGGCCGAGCCUCAGGCCCAGGUCCAGGCCCAAGCCCAGGCCCAGGUUCAGGCCCAGGUGGAGGCAGAAAAGGCGCCUCCCCAAGCGCCACCACAGAAAGUGGAAGAGAAGAAGGCUGUCACUCAAAAGGUUGAGAGAACAGUGGAACAAGUGAAGAAACCCCCCAAGUACAACCCGAUGGCGUUUAGAAUGAGUAGCUCGGAGGAGGAAGAAGAGGAGGAGGAGGAGGAUACGUUUGAUGAGAGUGCGCUGAAGAUUGAAGACGCCCUGGGCUCCGAAAAUGUUCCAUUGGACAUAAUCGAAGAGGCUAAGGAUAAAUACAAAGGCCUGAAACCCAAAUUCGUCGAGAAAUUGGAGCCAAAAGAAUCCCCCUUAUUGAAACCCAAAAGGGUAGGCACACAACCUGUUAAGAAAGGUCAGUUCGUAGAGUGGCCGAGUCUCAAGCCAGUAGAGAAAGACGCACAGGAAGAAGAAAAGCCCCAAGUUCCACAACCAGAACCUAAAAUUGAUCCGUUCAAGCCUGUGGACAAGAAAGCCCCGGGCGUGAAGGUGCCCGAGAUCAAGGCGCCUGACGCGCCCAAGAUCGAGGUGAUCCGAGAGAAGACGCCGACACGGGGCGACUCGCGCAAGGGCUCGCUGGCGCCGGGCUCCGGCCCCGGCAGCCGGCGCGGCUCCCUCAUCCCGCCUGAAGACCAGCCCCGCCGCCCCAGCCUCAUCAUCAGCGACGAGGAGAAUAGAAAGUUGCGUCCCGGCGAAGUUCCAGACGACCGCAAGGUGAGCCAGCCAUUCCCUGCUUCGUGUAAUGCAGCUGCUCUACGUCAUGGUUUUGUUUCGUCCUUAUGCCAUUCAAUUGCUCUGCGCGUGAUAGCUCUCGAAAGA